Cuscuta campestris is the source of this 942-nucleotide messenger RNA. The record is from the annotation of a GenBank genome assembly. NCBI's taxonomy places the organism in Eukaryota, Viridiplantae, Streptophyta, Magnoliopsida, Solanales, Convolvulaceae.
AGAGAUGAAGAACAAAGAACCAAGUGCCAAUCAGGAGCCGAACCAAGGAGGUAACGUUUGGCGUAGGGACGCCCAACCUCAACAGCAAGUCCAGGAGAACCCGGAAGAAUUUCCCCAAGUAGGAGUCAUCUUUGGCGGUCCAGAAACAGGAGUCACAAGCAAGGAGAGGAAGGAAUGGGCUCGCAAGCUGUAUGUGGGGUCCAUUGACAUAGGCCAAGCGGCCAAGAAAGGAAGGAGGGAGCCCAUUGUCUUCUCGGACGAAGAUUUACCACUCAUUCUUAGUCCUCAUCGGACCCCCUGUGUCAAUGUGUUGUGCUGGGAAGCCGCCCAGCAAUUGGGAAUCAAGAAGGAAGAUCUCACAAAGCUUAACAUGCCCUUGUCGGGCUUCACUGGAGAUAUAAUUGAACCGGAAGGGUCCAUUAAAUUGGACAUCAUCAUAGGCGAGCAUCCUAAGGUGAGACAUAUGAGGAUGGAUUUUGUAGUGGUCGACAUCAAAUGCGCUCACAAUGCCAUCUUAGGGAAGCCUGGGCUAGAGGACUUGGGAGGUGCACUAUCCCUUGAACACCUGUGCCUCAAGUUUAGGACUCCCGAAGGUGUUGGGAGGGUGCUUGGUGAUCAGCCCGCGGCCAAGAAGGCCUAUCUAAGCGCCUGUAAGAAGAUAGACAAGGAGAACCUCAACAUCCAAACCAUCGGGCAUGUUUUGGAAGAUAAAGAAAAGAAGGAGGAAGACCGGGAGAGGCCCAAGCCAGCGGUGGAAAUGGAGGAAGUGGUGCUAUUCCCGGAAGGGGAUCAAGAAAAGACAGUGAUUGGAGAGAUAUGGGGCACCACGAUCCAAGGAGUGUGUGACCAAAAGACAGUCUAGUCGGCCAAUUAUUCAUCCAAGCCCCGUGGCCCGCAAAGAUGCGCUACAGAAAACAUCUGCAGUAAAUACAAAGUGAAUGA